AGAAAACAAGCAGUUUAAAUGCUUCAACGUAAAGGUCGGCCUCUUCAUAUGGACAGUAAAGGCAGAACGGAGCAUAUCGGAGUUACUUUUUGCUUUUACGGACUACUAGCUGCUGUCACUGGGAGUUGGUGUUAGGAAGCAGCUCAGCAUGUGCUGACCAGCAGCUCACCAAGCCACAACACUGGACAUCUGACAGAGCUGCAGACUAGAUGUGAAAGCGACUUGAUCAGACGAUGUGUGAACCGGUCCUCCCCCUGUGCCUGCUGCUGUGGAUCCUGCAAGCAACACAAGCUGCUAAGGUCACAGCUCCCGCCAGAGUGGAUGCAGUGGCUGGUGAUCCCACCCACCUUCGCUGCAACAUCACCAUGGAGGCGGAUGAAAGCGUGCACCAGGUGCGCUGGCACGACCCUCACUCCAACAUGAUCCUGGCGUAUUUGCCGACCUCGCCGGUCCGCAUCGUCCACCAAGACGCCAACCUCAAGGUGACGGUGGCGCGCAAGGACUCCAGCUACAUCACCAUCAAGAAGGUGCGGCCGGAUGACGAGGGCUGCUUCCACUGCUUUUUCGACGUGUACCCCUCUGGGAAGCAGCAAGGCACCACCUGUAUCACCAUCACCGGAGGCAGAGUCCACCUGGAGGGGAACAGGACGGCCAUACGCGGGCUGCCCGUCACCCUGUCCUGCUCGUACACCCUCGUCAAACGGGUCGCCCAGGCUCUGUGGAGGAAGACGACGGAGCAGGGUGACACCGUCACUGUCGCCUCGUACGCCAAGUUGGGCUCUUACCUGGGGAAGGAGUUCAAAGGUCGGGUCAGCCUGAGCCCCACGCUGGGGGAGACCAGACUGACCAUCGAGGAGGUCAAAAUGGAGGACGAGGCGUGCUACACCUGCGAGUUCCACACCUACCCGGACGGAACCAGGAACGCCGUCGCCUGCCUCCACGUCUACGUCUUACCCAACCCUCAGGUGAGCUUCUCGACGUCGCCCUCGGGAGUCACGGAGGUAAACUGCACCGCCAAGUCGAGGCCUCCGUCCACCAUCCUGUGGGACAUUAGCAACAAUGCCGUCACCCUGGGUCCACCGGUGUUGUCGGCGUACAGUCAGGGUGACGGCACCACGAUAGUGAUGAGCAUGCUGCGCUUCCGGUCCGCGCUCAGAACCGUGAAAUGCAUCGUGCAGCACCAGGGUUUAGAGAAAGCCCUCACACUGGACGUCAAAGCAGACGAUUAUGAUAUUUUGCCUGUUGGAGUGAGUUCCCCCAACGUUGUCCUCAUCUCUGUGUGUCUGGCUGCAACUGUCGUCAUCCUGGGUCUGUGUGUGUUUUUCUGCAAGCGCUUCGUAUGUAUUUGACGACUGAUUCGGCAUCUGGCGUCGCCACCACUGUUAUGCUUCAGUGGAUUUCUGAGCCUGACCCAGCUGCUCAGCACCGUGCAGAAGAAGCUGCUUGUUCUGCUCCUACCAACCAGAAAUGUACUGCCAGAGCAGACUAAACACUUCUACUGAAAGGAUUAUUUAAGGCUACAAAUGAGACGAAACUGCUGAGAAGUCGACCUUCAGUGGCCUGAAAACCUUUUACGAUUUGGUUUCAGGUCAUGUCAUUCCUCUUUGUCCUGUAACAAACACCCUCUGCAGCUAUAAAGUGCCACACAUCCACGUUAAAACUGAUGGUCUUAAAUAAUGUUUUUACUUCUAAUGCUCUGAAAUUUGUUGUUGUGGCUGUUUUAUGUUGAGAUUAACCUGUUAGCACCAUAAGCUAGCGACGCCACUGCCCUAGUUCUUUAACAGUCCUGAUUGGUUCAUCCAGCACACAGAAAAAUGUUGGAAGAAAAACCAAAAUGUCCAACUCUGUUCUAAGUUUAGCCUUGUUUCGUGUACUGACUGGAUAAAUAUACCCCAGCUCUACGUCUGGCCAUUGUCCCUCAGGCCUGGUGGUUUUUUGGGACGCCAGCACCACCACCAAAAUGCAUCUAUUAGUGGUUCCUGGAGACGUACGCUGAUUAGAGGAGGGCCAGUUCUGGACCUGCAAGUAACGGGAAACCCAAACGCAUCCAAAGUUCUGAGGAAGGAUGUGACUUUUUGUUGAACCUUCGUGAGUCAUUUUGAGAGCGGAGAGGAUGGCAGCUCUGUCGGUUUUGAACUCCUGCGUGUGGGACGGGGACAGGUGGUCGAGAUGUAAUCUGUGUGUUUCUGGGGUCACCGCCACCCAAACGCCUCCUGAGCAGAUGAACCUAUGAAUCACCGUUUGUGUGUACGAGUGUGAGACAGAUAGAGGGCGGAUCCGUUUCCACGCACACGUUUGUUUUUAAAGGAAGUUUCUGUUUUUAUGUGUUUCUGAAUCACUGAGCAGCAUCGACAUUUUUGUAGUUGUACUGAGAAAAGUAAAUGUACUCUUAAUUUUUUAAAUAAUUUUUAUACAAUGACACUUAUAUAGUACUACACAUUGUGAUUGUGGAUGAGCUUUAAAGAAUUAAAGCACUAUUGUGCAGCUGUUUUGUUA
This is a messenger RNA of Xiphophorus maculatus (southern platyfish), 2496 nucleotides long. RefSeq names its product OX-2 membrane glycoprotein-like. Gene Ontology annotation, molecular function: cell-cell adhesion mediator activity. Bases 234 to 1349 code for a protein of 371 amino acids. Lineage: Eukaryota; Metazoa; Chordata; Actinopteri; Cyprinodontiformes; Poeciliidae. The record is from RefSeq and is a predicted model, not a curated record. The transcript has 8 exons.